Messenger RNA from Fragaria vesca subsp. vesca, 6598 nucleotides. RefSeq lists its product as uncharacterized. The transcript has 14 exons. The record is from RefSeq and is a predicted model, not a curated record. NCBI's taxonomy places the organism in Eukaryota, Viridiplantae, Streptophyta, Magnoliopsida, Rosales, Rosaceae. Bases 9 to 6197 code for a protein of 2062 amino acids.
AUAAUAAAAUGCAUGAAGAUUCAUCUGCUUCAGAGAUGCAAGUUGAUAUUGUGAUGACUUCUGUGCAAAGUUUUGUGACAAGUAGUGAUGAGUUAAAUAAUCAAGAUGCUCCACAUCAUAUAAUGGAUAUUAGUGAAGAGAAUCCAAGCGGUCAUGUGGCAAGCAUAGAUAUUCAAUGUAGUAAUGAUUUGGACAAACCUCAUUGUCCAGCAUCAGAGGUGGACUGUGUAAAGGAAGAAAUUGCAAAUGAAGAUACUGUUACUGAUGUGCAGGAAGCAGCUAAUGUUAUGAUGCAAGGGGAUUCUAUUCUACCUACAAUGGGUGGAUGCAGUGAGAGUGAAUAUCCUGGAGUUCUUACUGAGACCAAUAAAUGUGAAGACAUGGUAGUGCUUAAGGACAGUGAUGUUGAUUGUGAUCAAUCUACAAUGACCAACACAAAUGAGCUUAGGAACAACCUUGGCGAAGUUUCUUCCAGUCCUGAUCAUAUCCUGAAAGGAGAAUCUGACUUACAUACAGUGGACAGAUGCACUGACAAGGAACAACCUGGAGUUCUUGAUGAGACCAAGAAAUGUGAAGAUGUUAUCUCUUUUAAAGAUACAGAUGCUGAUGGAGUUUCAUCUAAUUUGAACCAAAAUGACAGUGGUUAUGGCUCUGAGCUUCAGAACAGCAAUGCUGGAGUUUUGUCUGGUUUAGAUCCUAGCCUGAAAGGGGAUUCUAGCUUGCAUACAGUGGAUGUAUGCUGUGACAAGGAGUCCCCUGAAGUUCCUGCUGAUACCGACAAUAGUGAACAUGUGGUCCCGUUGAAAGAUACAGAUAUUGGUGGUGAUCAAUCUAAAUGUCAUGCACAUAAGUUAUCUCCAAUGGCCUACGGGAGUGACACGGGGCAUGCAGUUGAACUUGGCAACAGCAUUUCUUCCUGUGUAAGCCCUAUAUUGACAGCGGAUAAUGAGUUACAUACAGUGGAUGCAAGCAGUCACAGGAAAUGCUCUGAUGUUCCUGCCGAGACCACUAAAUCUGAAGACAUGGUGUUGUCAAAAGGCACAGAUACUGCCGGUGAUCAUUCUAACAUGAGCCCACAUGUUUUAUCACCUGUAGCCUACAAAAGUGAUACUGGGUGUCCAGAUGAGGUCGGGAACAGCAAUUCUGGAAUUCCUUCCAGUCUAGAUCCUAGUUUGAAGGUGGAUUCUGGAAAGAAUAGCGAGGAGGAUGGAAUGAAAUGUGGUGGCCAAUCCCUUGAUAGUGAGAGUUUGGUCAGAAAGUCUGAGGCUUCUAUGACAGUCAUUGAGGAAACUGAUGUUUUUAAAGGAAAAAGUGAUGAGAUUCGGGAAGUUUGUUCUUCAGCUGAAAUGCCUAGUGAACUGCAUGUGACUGGAGCUUCUAAAAGUCCUCGUGAUGCUGUUGGAGUUUCUGCUGAGGAAUUAAAUGUAUCGUCUUAUAAUCUGGGAGAGAAUACAGAAAGGUGUUCUGAUAAUGAAGUUUACAAAGAAGGCAUAUCUGGAAAAUGUGACCUGGACCUCUCUUCCAUUGAAAAGGAUACUUCAAAAUCGAUCAUUGAAUCUAAUAUUAUGGAUUUGGAGCUUGUCGGAUCUGUUGGUAAGGGAGAUGGGUUGUCAACGAUUCUUGAAGAUUCUGCAGAGAAAGAUGUGAUUCCAACACAAAAUCAUGAUGUUGAUGGCAGUGCAUCAGUGGCUUCUGAGAAUUUUGCAACCACACAUAUUCAUAAUGUAUCAGUGGUUCCUGCAGCACCUUCUCCUGCUAUGGGAUCACACUCGGACAAUAAAGAAGAAACUGCAAUUGAAAUAUCCAAAGAUGUAAGUUUGUCAUGUAUUGUGUCAUCACCUAUGGUAGAAUCUGGCCGAGCCCCUGCUUGUGAAGCUGAAAAAGGUGCUUCCUGUGAUUCUGCUGGGCAACUAUUAUGCAAGACGCUUGAUCAGUCUCUGCCAACUUCAAUUGGUUGCUAUACUGAAAGCCAAAUUGAACCUGGAGCAGCAGUUGCGAACGAGAUUAGUAAGAGAAGCACAACGGAUGUGGAAGUAAAACGAGGUGAUGAUUCUGCAACUCAUGAUGGAGCAACAACAGAAAACAAAUUUACCACAGAAGACAAGUCUGAAAAGUCAUCAGAAAAUGCUAAAGGUGAUGCUUUUGGAAAUUUCGAAGGUCCAAUGCUUUCUGCUUGUUUGCCUGAAUCUUGUUCCAAGUCUGCUGAUCCCGGCCAGCCUGGUUCUGGUUUUCCCAAAGCUCUUAGAACGACCGAGAUUCCUGUGACAAAACAUGGGAUAGGCAAUAUCAUGGAGUCAACAAAUCAGAAUGCCGCAAAUACUGAUGUAGUUGGGGAUAGCAGCAAACGUUCUUCUAAUUCCUCAAAUCCAACUGGAAAUGAUGUCUCCAAAGUUCAGAGAUAUGGCACCUCAGAUGUCACUUCCUUUGCAGAUUUGCCUAUAGGGUUUGCUGCCAACAUCUCACAGCCCUUGCCUGCUACUUCAGCUCCCAAAAUUGUAGAGGGGUCUCAAACAAAUUAUGGCUCAGGCCAGAUAGAUGCAAAGAUGUCACAAGUAAUUUCUCAUGGAGGUGAUGGAGAGAUUGCAAGUGGUGGUUCUAAAGGUACCACAGAACGGAAAAGAAGGCGAGCGUCCACUAAGGGAGCAGGCAAAGAGAGUGCUAAAAAGGGAACUGCGAAAGCAACAACUCCUACAAAACAAGUAGAAAGGGGAGACAUAUCUAGCAGUGUGUCCCUUGGGAAAUCUGGAAUUUUCCAGUUUGCACAGCCUAAUGAGAUACAGUACUAUGGGCUUGUGGAUAGUGGCUCAAAAACUUAUUCCAUUCUUACUAGUUCAACAUCUAGUCUGCCAGAUCUGAAUUCUUCUGCCCCAGCAUCUCUAGUAUUUCAACAGCCUUUCACAGAUCUGCAGCAAGUGCAAUUACGUGCUCAGAUAUUUGUUUAUGGAGCUUUGAUUCAAGGAACAGCACCUGAAGAAGGUUAUAUGGUGUCAGCAUAUGGAGGACCUGAUGGUGGAAGGAGUAUCUGGGAGAAUGCGUGGCGUAUGUGUGUAGAGAGGCUGCACAGUCAAAAAUCCACUCCUAGUAAUCCAGAAACCCCUUUGCAGUCAUCCUCUGACUUGAGAUUUACUGGUGGUAGGGUUCUUGAUCAAGCUGUUAAACAAAGCGCAUUCCAGGGUAAAGUUAUCGCCUCACCUGCUGGUCGAGCCAGCACCAAGGGUAUUCCACCUCCUGCGAGUCCCAUGAUACCAAUUUCAUCACCACUUUGGAGUAUUCCUACCCCUGGUUGUGAGGCUCCUCAAUAUGGUGUGCUGCCAAGAGGUUCGCUAAUGGAGUAUCAGCAGGUCCAUACUCCACUGCUUCCUUUCCAAACAUCACCCAUAAGGAACAUUGUUGGACAAAGUUCUUCGUGGAUGUCUCAGUCCUCGUUUCGGGGUCCCUGGGUCGCUUCCCCACAGACAUCUGCAGCUGAAACCAAUGUUCGUUUCUCAGCAUUUCCUAGUACAGAGUCGGUUCUGCUGACUCCUGUUAAAGAAACAACUUCCUCACAAGUAUCCAGUAUAAAGCAUGCCUCCUCGGUUGUUACUGGUCAAAUUGGGGGUAUAACCAGUGUUUUUGCAGGGAUUUCUCCACUACUUGACCCAAAGAAGGUAGGAGUAGCAUCACCUGGCGAGCCAUCUUCUCAACCAAAGUCUAGAAAAAGAAAAAAGGUGUCAAAUUCUAAGGAACUUGGUCAGAUUAGUUUGCAGCCUCAAUCUCAACCUGAGUCAGCUUUAGCUCUUGCUGUUACUAGUAGUGUACCUACAUCUGUUGUGGUCACCACCCCAAGUACCUAUGUGCCUAACACCAUGCCAGAAAACUUGGCUGCGUCAGUAUCCUCCGAUCACCUCAAGAAAGCAGAUCUUGGUUUGGAGCAGAGGGCAAUUUUAUCAAAAGAUACUCUUAGUAAAGCUAAGGAGGCUAGGCAACAAGCAGAGGAAGCUUCUGCUCAUGCUGCUGCAGCUGUUGGUCACAGUCAGGAAAUAUGGAGUCAGUUGGACAAGCAGAAACAUUCCAGAUUGACAUCAGAUGCUGAAGCCAAAUUAGCUUCUGCCGCUGUUGCUGUAGCUGCCGCCGCCGCUGUUGCAAAAGCUGCAGCUGCAGCUGCCAAUGUUGCAGCAAAUGCUGCAAUGCAAGCAGUACUGAUGGCUGAGGAAGCCUAUGGGAAUCAAAGCGAAUGUUUGAUGGAUUUGAGUACUGAUGCAAUCAAUGCACUGGGAUUGGCUGCUGCAGGAACAGUUUUUAGGGCGGAGGAUGGAACAAACAGUUCAAGUUCAAUCCUUAGUGCUGCUAGGGAGGCUGCUAGAAGGAGGGUUGAAGCUGCAUCUUCAGCCUCAAAGCGAGCUGAAAAUAUGGAUGCCAUAGUAAAAGCUGCUGAGCUAGCAGCAGAAGCAGUAUCCCAUGCUGGAACAGUUGUUGCCAUGGGUGAUCCUUGGCCAUUGAGCGAGUUAGCAAAAGCUGGUCCUGAGGGUUAUUGGAAAGCACCCCUAGUAUCGUCAGAGUUAGUUAAGAAAUCAAAUGAUGGAAUGAGAGAACAAUUGAAUUUUUCCACUCCUGGAUCAGAAGAUUCAGAUAAGGAGGAAACACAGAUAUCUGUUGCUAAGAAAUCACCUAUAGUCAGUGAAAGGGUUACUGAGAUUACAAAGUCUUCUUUGCCCACUUCUGGGAAAGAUAGCAUUGUGGAGGGUUCUCAAGUAGAGGUUUUCAAAGAAGGGGGUGGAUUUGCAGUGGGCUGGUUCACAGCUACUGUACUGAGUUUACAAGAUGGCAAAGCUUGUGUAUGUUACACUGAGCUUCAGUCAGAUGAAGGCUCAGGAAAACUACAGGAAUGGGUGGCACUUGACAGUGAAGAAGAUAAACCACCCAAAAUACGUGUUGCUCGCCUUCUUACCCCCUCCCUUGAAGGGACAAGAAAAAGGCGGAGGGAAGCAAUGGCAGAUUAUGCUUGGUCUGUUGGAGACAAGGUUGACGCGUGGAUACAAAACAGCUGGUGGGAAGGAGUUGUGACUGAAAAAAACAAGAAAGACGAGACGAUACUUAAAGUUCACUUUCCAGCUCAAGGGGAAACGUCACAUGUUAAAGCUUGGCAUCUUCGGCCUUCUCUGAUUUGGAAGGAUGGGAAAUGGGUUGAAUGGUCCAGUCUGCAGAACAACGGCUCAUCCAUGGAGGAUGGUUUGCCGCUGGAGAAGCGAAUCAAAUUGGGCAGUCCUGCAGUGGAAGGAAAAGGGAAGGAUAAGACCUUAAAAAGCAAUGGUCUUCAUUCAGGAAAACCUGAAGAGCCAAGGUUGCUGAAUUUGUCUGCAAAUGAAAAGGUAUUUAAUAUAGGCAACAAUUCCAGGAUUGAAAAUAAGCUUGAUGGAGUCCGAACAAAUCGGACAGGGUUGCAGAAGGAAGGAUCAGUAAAAUUUGGUAUUCCGAAGCCCAAAAGAAAGUUUAUGGAAGUUAGCAAGCAUUAUGUGAUGAAUCAGACUAGUAAGGUUAACGAGUCCAAUGAUUCAGUGAAGUUUGCGAAAUAUUUGAUGCCACAAACAUCAGGUUUCCGUGCAUUGAAAAAUACAUCUAAGUUUGAUUCAAAGAACAAAGAGGGGGCUGAUAACAAGCUAAGGGGUUUUAGAUCUGAAAAGCAGCGAAAUAUAUCGGAUAAAACAGUUCCUCCGAGGGACAACUUGUCAACAGAUUUAGUUUCUGGUGCUGAUGGCUCUAGUCAGUUGGACCAUACAAGAAAGAUCAAGGACUCUGUAAGACAAGCAGAGGGUUUAUCCGGAAAGCGCAACAUAUUUGAGACAGGAUCAAGUUAUAGCUCAGAUGGAAGAGCACAGGGAGCAUCCAUGUUUUCUUCACGAACACCCUCAGAUUUUCCUUCAUCCAAGAAGGUAGCCACUACAAGUGCUAAAUCUGAACGAGGAAAUAAAGGAAAUUUUGCACCAGCUGUUGGGAAGUUGGGUAAAAUUGAGGAGAACAAAGGUAUGAGUAGUAAUCCUGUAAAGUCAACUUCUGAAGUUGUCGAGCCCCGUAGAUCAAAUCGCCGAAUUCAGCCAACAUCAAGACUAUUAGAAGGACUGCAAAGUUCGUUGAGCAUCUCUAAGAUUCCUUCCGUUUCACAUGACAAGGGUCCAAGAAGUCAGAAUAGAAAUGCUUCUAGAGGUGGUAACCAUGAUUGAGAAGAGCUCUUUCAAUGACAGGUUCCAGUUGGAGGAAUGUCGGUUUUUGAUGGCAAGGGAAACAUACCCUGCAUAUUGUGCAUAUUGAUCAUAGAGAAGCAUAGGAUGGAAACUCUUGCUUCCUUGGUUUGACGGUCGGUAAAGAACUAGUCGAGAGUAGAUGUUCAUAAUGAUUUUAGCCUUUGUUUCACAGUUAAUGGUCUUCUUAGGUGGUCUGCCCCAGAUAGGUUGUAUAUGGAAAUUGUCCAUGUAGUUUGGCCUGUUGUAAUGCAAGGAAGAUUUUCAGAUGAUCAUUAAAUUAUUAAUCAGCACCUUGAUGGGAAUCAUCUGCUUUCUAUGAUUGUUUCUAAAUAUCCCCAAUCAAUAAUUUUAACGCUCCGCAUGAGCAACUUUUCUCUUGA